CGCCAUGCUGGAGGAGGGACGAUCGCGCUUCAGCAAAUCGAGCUGAAUUUGGACCGAAUGUUGUGAAUCCUCGACGCGGGACGCCCUUGAUCACGACUUUAAUGGACUAAAACGUCAUUCGUGCAAUCUUCGUGCCCGGUUGGAGUCGUCUCGUGCACGUUGAAGCUUCUCGGCCUAUCUUAGCUUAGCUUAGUUUAGCUUAGCCUAGCCUAGCCUAGCUUGCUAACAAAGAGACGCGUUUGUGAUCAACACUUCGCUCAGCAGAGAUCAAGCAUGAGGGAAAGUGUUCUUCUUUCCGUCACCUACGAGUAAGGAGUGGGGACCACAAUAUCUAAUACUGACGCGAAAAAAGGACCAAAAAUCGAAACGGGAGACAAAUUCCUUGUGUAUUUUUGACAUACUUGGCAAAUAAAGAUGAUUCUGAUUAUUCUGUCAGCUUUGUUUGUCUGAGAUAAUAUAUUGUAACGAUUAUUUUCUGAAUCGUUAUUAUUUGUUAUUAUCUUAAGCCGGAUUCUGAAUACCUUUGUAGAAUAAUGUUUCAACACGCAUUUCUCUCCUGAAGUCUUCUUUCUCUCUGUGUUCUCUUCCAAUGCAUCAUUCCAUCUUCGACUGUUUCCUCCUGUUGACAGUAAUCACAUGUACCACAUUGGCGCUUUGCCAUUUGAACUAACGCACUGCUUAACCCACAAUGUCCAAGUCUGGAUCUUGAUUGCAUUGUUUCACAUUUGUGAUUUUUCACUUGCUUUUCUCAUCCAUCCAACGUAGAGCGGAAAGUGUUGCGAUCCAUCCAUCCGUUUUCUGAGCCGCUUCUCCUCAGAAGGGUCGCCGUGUGAAAAUGUGUGCAAGAAGGACGCCGGAGUACGAGGAGGAACUUUGUGGCCCAAAAGAGGAGAAGGAGCCACGUCUUCAACUUCUGCAGCCUCCAACUGUGCUACGCAGAGCAGACAUCACUGAACAUCUUCGUACUGAGCGGCAGGAGCCAGAGCCCCCUCACAUUAAAGAGGAAGAGGAGCCCAUUUCGAUUAAAAAAGAGGAGGAAGAAGCGUGCCCCCACAUCAAAGAGGAAGAGGAGGAGGAUAUCACCAAGGUUCCAUCGACUGGUGUCCCUUUGAAGAGUGAAGAUGAAGGUCAAAGUGAGGAGAGCAGAGGGGCGGAGCCUGUAAGCAGCAGCGCAAGUCAACACAUGACAAUAGCAGGUGAUGGAGGAUCACAUACAGACGGCCUCUUAGCUCCACUGUCGGAUAGUGACGAUAUGACGUCGUACUCUGCUCACACUGAUGAAGAUGAUGAUGAUGAUAAACAGUCUGAAGGUGAUAUGACAUGUCACACUGACAACAAACGAUGGAAAUGUUCUCAGUGUGGGAAAACUUUUGCUGAUAAGAGCAGUUUGAAACAACACGUAAGAACACACACUGGAGAAAAACCUUUUUCCUGCUCAGUUUGUGGUCAAAGAUUCACUCAGAAGGGACACUUAAAAAUGCACACAAGAACACACACUGGUGAGAAACCCUUUGUCUGCUUAGUUUGUGGUAAAAGAUUCACUCAGAAAGGAGAUUUAAAAAUACAUACAAGAACCCACACUGGUGAGAAACCUUUUUCCUGCUCAGUUUGUGGUCAAAGAUUCACUCAGAAGGGACACUUAAAAAAACACAUAAGAACCCACACUGGCGAGAAACCUUUUUCCUGCACAGUUUGUGGUCAAAGAUUCACUCAGAAGGGAGAUUUAAAAAUACACACAAGAACACACACUGGUGAGAAACCGUUCUCCUGCUCAGUUUGUGGUCAAAGAUUCUCUGUGAGGAAAAGUUUAAAAUUACACACAAGAACCCACACUGGUGAGAAACCUUUUUCCUGCUCAGUUUGUGGUCAAAGAUUCUCUGUGAAGAAAAGUUUAAAAUUACACACAAGAACACACACUGGUGAGAAACCGUUUUCCUGCUCAGUUUGUGGUCAGAUAUUCACUCUUAAGGAUCGGGUUGAGACACACAAGUGUGCUGGUAAGAAUAGAAGUGAUCAAGAAUCUUUUAAUGCAAAUGUUGAAAAAAAGUAAUUACUGUGUUACUGUAGUGAAUAUGCCCUGCCGAAUUAAAUGGCACCCAGCAACCCCCAACCCCGGACUGGUCUGCAUUCUUCCAAGCCGCCCUGCUGUGACAGACAGCCACAAGGAUCCCUAAUUUAUCUCACACAGACGCUAAAUUUACUACCAGCCAGUCUGAAGAAACUCAUCAUCAAAGGGGAAGCACAGGGCAUUGGGUUCUUCCUCUGAUGCUAAAUUAAUUAACUUUCACCCACAGCCAGUCUGAAAACUCUCCAGUUUGACCCCUUUCUGGUCUGGGACAAUUGAUGGAGUCCAGUGACACACGCAGGCGGUGGAGUGUUACUGCACUCGAUGAUUGAGAGAUAUUGAAACGUUCUCACCGAAUGCUUCUAAUAUCUUAAGAAUGCUCCCAGUGUCUACCACCACACCAAUGUCCCUCGUGAUUGUAUUUCUUUGAAUUUUAUUGUCUGAUGUCAAAUCUGCUUGUCCACUGAACCGGAUGAGACAUUUCACCCCACCCGACACAAAUGCCACAUUGCAAAUACUAAAUCCUCUCAGCGCCCACAUGAAAUUGAAACACUCAUUCCAUGAAUUCAACAGGGUGUGCAUGACAAUGCAAAACUGGAAACCGGUUUCCUUAUCUUAGAUCCAAUAAUUAAUCUUUUAUUCCCGUGGGAGUAAAACCAUGCAAUUGGCCGGCGACCAGUUCAGGGUGUACCCCGCCUCUCGCCCGAAGAUAGCUGGGAUAGGCUCCGGCACGACCGCGACUCUUGUGAGGAUAAGCGGUUUGGAAAAUGGAGGGAUGGUAUUAAAACCACAAAUAAUCCUAGUUAUUUAAAAAAAAAAAAAAAAAAAAAAAAAAAAGUAGCAUGAAAAGGUGCGGUCGAUCUCCCUUUUGGUCCCUGGGGGUGGGUUGGGGGUGCACUUCCUCUCUCUCUCUUGUGCAUAAAAGGCCGGAGCGGCUUUGUCCUUUCCUCGCUCUCGCUCGUUCGUUCACCUUGCAGAAGAACCUGGAAGCCCCACCUCUCACCACGAGGUGGCGAGGACACUACAACCCUACAUCCGUAAGUGCAACUUGAAACUCUACAAUGCAAAGAAAAAGCCAUGUAUCAACAACACCCGGAAACGCCGCCGGCUUCUCUGGGCUCGAGCUCAUCUAAGAUGGACUGACGCAAAGUGGAAAAGUGUUCUGUGGUCCGACGAGUCCACAUUUCAAAUUGUUUUUGGAAAUUGUGGACGUCGUGUCCUCUGGGCCAAAGAGGAACAGAACCAUCCGGACUGUUAUGGACGCAAAGUUCAAAAGCCAGCAUCUGUGAUGGUAUGGGGCCGUGUUAGUACCAAUGGCAUGGGUAAUUUACACAUCUGUGAAGGCACCAUUCGUGCUGAAAGGUACAAACAGGUUUUGGAGAAACAUAUGCUGCCAUCCAAGCAAGGUUUUUUUCAUGACGCCCCUGCUUAUUUCAGCAAGACAAUGCCAAACCACAUUCUGCACGUCGUAAAAGAGUGCGGGUACUAGACCGGCCCGCCUGCAGUCCAUACCUGUCUCCCACUGAAAAUGUGUGGCGCAUUAUGAAGGGUAAAAUACGACAAGGCUGUCACACCCUGAUGCAUAAGGAGCAGGAACCGAUUACAUUUCCUCAUUGAACUUCUAUGUUUUCCAUGGUGUAAUUCUGGAUGAAUCUUCGGGACAUUGAGUGAAAAUAGUGACAGUGAAAUACGUUGGAAGGAAUCGACCGUGGAAAUGUUUCCUUGAGGAAAGAAGACUGCCACGUCAAACCGGAAAUGGCGCCACCGUUGGUUGCCGGAAAUCGGAAGUAACGUUAGCGGAGGAGACCGUGGGUUGUUGCCGGAAGUUCGGAAGUCGUGAAAUGUUGUGACCGGAAAUCAGAAAGGAUGUCACCGUGUUUCAACAUGUCCAGACAUGUUCCAAACAUGUUGAGACUAGACUUGUCUUGACCCCCACCAUAAACGUCGCAAACCUCUUCCACCAGUAGAGGGCCUCUCUUAUUCCCCCCUACCCCAAUAAUAAUAUAAUUGAAAGUAAGACAGAAUAUAUGUGCAUGAAUGAGAGGGGUGGUGGGGGAAGAGUGAGGCGAAGAGAUAGCAAGGGUGGAGGACUUGAAAUACUCGGGGUCAACCGUCCAGAGCAAUGGGGAGUGGGGUCAGGAAGUGAAGAAACGGGUCCAAGCAGGUUGGAACGGGCGGAGGAAGGUGUCAGGUGUGUUAUGUGACAGAAGAGUCUCUGCGAGGAUGAAGGGCAAAGUUUAUAAAACAGUAGUGAGGCCGGCCACGAUGUACGGAUUAGAGACGGCGGCACUGAAGAGAUGACAGGAAGCAGAGCUGGAGGUGGCGGAAAUGAAGAGGUUGAGGUUCGCUCUCGGAGUGACCGGGUUGGAUACAAUUAGAAAUGAGCUCAUCGGAGGGACGGCCGAGGUUCGAUGUUUUGGAGACAAAGUUAGAGAGAGAGCAGACUUCGAUGGUUUGGACACGUCCAGUGGAGAAAUGGUGAGUAUAUUGGUAGAAGGAUGAUGAGGAUGGAGCUGCCAGGCAAGAGAGCGAGAGGAAGACCGAAGAGAAGGUUGAUGGAUGUCGUGAGGGAAGACCUGAGGGCAGUUGGUGUUCGAGAGAAAGAUGCAGGAGAUGGAGGCUUGCAUGGAAAAGGAUGACGCGCUGUGGCGACAAGCCCAGAGGAAAAGGAGAAGAAGAGGCUGGGAGGGGACGCGGGAAGGUGCAAGAAAAUGCUUUUCAUUGUGAAAAGAAGGGACAUUGGAGAGACACUGGAUCAGAGACUGUCUGAAGGGGGAACAAAAAAAACUGAUGGUGGUGAUCGAUGGUGGGGGACCCCGUUCGUCUGACCUCUGGCCCCCAUCUCCAAAACCAGUCCAAAUUGACAGAAUUAGCAUUAUAUUGUUCUUUUUCGUUGUCGUUGUCAUGACAACAAAAGACCAGGGAUCAGGCAAAUUGACAAUUGAAGUACCUGAAAUGUAGAAUUAUGACUUGUAAUUGUCUGAGGCUCUAUUCCCCGGGCAGAUGUUUGGUCUGGGACCGAAGGUGAUACAGGAAUCACCCAGAAUGGAAGUCGAUUUGAACAUUUUCAAGGUUUCGAGAAACUAUUCACUUGUGGCUAUUUGGUCUGGGAAAAAGAAUUCAAAAUGCCUCUUUUUAAUUGAUGAUUGAAAGUUUGAAAUAAACAAAGGGUUUUUUUUUUUCUUGGUUCUAGAUCAAUCUAAAUUCUGGUUAGUCAUGGUUAAUUCCACUGAUAUAAAUAAAUGAUCACAAAUGUGAAAAGCAAAAUGUUAACUGAGAAUAUCGGUAUUGCGAAAAUCCGCAAUUCACAACGCUGAGUUCAGAAGCACCAUUUGUUUGCACUCGCAGAGUUCACAGUUUUGUUUGAAACAAUGUUUGUUUUAAAUACUGUCAAAUGAUCAAAGCAAAUGUAUUUCUAUAGCACCUCUUCUAAAUGAAAAAUGUAACACCGAGUGAUUUACAGCAAAUAAAA
Messenger RNA from Phycodurus eques (leafy seadragon), 5537 nucleotides. RefSeq names its product zinc finger protein OZF-like. The transcript has 2 exons. Gene Ontology annotation, molecular function: RNA polymerase II cis-regulatory region sequence-specific DNA binding; DNA-binding transcription factor activity. Bases 836 to 2050 code for a protein of 404 amino acids. NCBI's taxonomy places the organism in Eukaryota, Metazoa, Chordata, Actinopteri, Syngnathiformes, Syngnathidae. The record is from RefSeq and is a predicted model, not a curated record. Gene Ontology annotation, biological process: regulation of transcription by RNA polymerase II.